AUGCCAGGUAUUCACGAUGCGCACGUGCAUGUUAUGGUUGCCGGGCUGUCUCAGUUGAGCACUGCAAACCUGGGUCUCGAGGAAGCCAUACCGGCAUCGGAAGCGGCAGGCAAACUCAAAACAGCUGCAUGCGGCUGCCAGUAUGCUCAUGCCUUCAGCAAUUGGCUCGUCGCAGAUGCCUACCAUAUCGACGACUUCGACCGUUCAUGCCUUGACGAAGCAUACCCCGACACUCCAAUCAUGAUCCGAGCGGCAGCAGGCCACAGUCUUUUGCUUAACACAGUCGCUCUGCAGGAAUCUGGCUACGACAUAUCAAACGAGCCGCCCGCCAAAGGAUCGUACCUCGGGCGCCGACUCGAUGGCAGCCUCACAGGCGAAGUAGCCGAACUCGGCAUGACCAAAGCUCUCAUCUCUUAUCCCAAACCCAACCUGUUCCAUGUCAAACGUGCAGUUCAACACGCCGUCUGUCAGUUGCAUAAGGCGGGCGUGACAUCCUGCCAAGAGGCGUCCGCCAACACGCCUAUGCUGCAGGCUCUCGGCCAACUCGAUGGAGACAAUCAAUUGAAGAUGGACUUAUACACGCAUAUUGUGUAUGCACCGGAACAUUUGGGCGAGGAACCAGCGAGUCAACUGCACAAACUGCUCGACUCGGCGGAGUUGUUUAAGACAAAGCACGUCAACACGCAGUUCGUCAAGAUUAUGCUCGACGGUGUGCCCUUGGCGCCGUACUACACGCACGCGGGGCUGAGUGGAAAGAACGAAGUGGACGAAGACAAGAUAUGUGUUGAUGAUGUCGUCGAGGCAGUAGCUAGGGCCCUUGAUGCUAUUGAGGCGGCGAGAAAGAGGAACCCGGGUGGGCCGAGGCAUGAAAUCGCACAUUGCUCUGGUGUCCACGAUGACGACUACUCCCGUUUCCGCGCGUUGAACACAACAGCAGAAAUGUCGCCAUCCAUCUUCUUCACCCAUUCCUUCAGCCCUACCGAAAACGCCCUGAUGGACUGGAACUUUCCUCGCAUGCUCAGUCACAACGCACAUAUAACCAUUGGAUCAGACUGGGGCGUCACUGAACCCCCAUCCCUAUUUCCCGGGGUGGAAGGCAUUGUCCCGGCCGUCGGCAAUGGCGAUCGUGCCAAGGGGGCGACGACGCUGCUGCGGAUGUUGACGCUGUCGGGUGCAGAAGCAGUAGGACGCGAGGAAGAGACGGGGAGUAUCCAAGUAGGCAAACGCGCGAAUUUCAUCCAGGUUGACCGGGAUUUGAGUAUCGGGAGAGAGGGGGCUUUCAGGGACGCCAAGGUGCAGAAGACCUGGUUUGAGGGAGAAGUUGUUUUCGAGGCUUCGACUAGACAACUCUGA
This is a messenger RNA of Hirsutella rhossiliensis, 1353 nucleotides long. RefSeq names its product amidohydrolase family domain-containing protein. Gene Ontology annotation, molecular function: hydrolase activity, acting on carbon-nitrogen (but not peptide) bonds. The record is from RefSeq and is a predicted model, not a curated record. The transcript has 4 exons. NCBI's taxonomy places the organism in Eukaryota, Fungi, Ascomycota, Sordariomycetes, Hypocreales, Ophiocordycipitaceae. Bases 1 to 1353 code for a protein of 450 amino acids.